Sesamum indicum (sesame) is the source of this 1493-nucleotide messenger RNA. Lineage: Eukaryota; Viridiplantae; Streptophyta; Magnoliopsida; Lamiales; Pedaliaceae. The record is from RefSeq and is a predicted model, not a curated record.
UUACAGACACCAGAGCCCACCCCCCACCCUGGAAGAAAUUCUUGAUCCUCAAGUCUCCCCGCUCCAAAAAACCCACGAAAAACCCCAUUGGUGUGUGCUGAUUUAAUCAUGAAGUACGUGUGAAAGAUAGUGGCAAAGAGUGUGAAAAGUGAAGUUACAAGCUCCGCCGAUGGCGAAGUCUUUCUGUUUAGCUUGUAAAUUGUUGUGGAAGUGAAAGAGAGACAGAGACAGAGAGAGAGAGAGAGAGAGAGAGUGGAGGAAAGGACUUUGGUGAGCCAUUAUCAUGUCUGAGUCAAAUGCAAGAAAAAGGAAUUUGCCCUCGUGGAUGAAUUCCAGAGAAGAGGAGAAUGAUGAUGGUGAAAAGUCCAAGCAACCAAGAACACAUGGAAAGUCAAACAAGGACCAAAAAGCAUUUCAUGUGGUAUCCAAAGUCGCAGAGAAUUCUGGCUCUGGCUUUGCUACUAGCUCGGGCGCCUCGGAUUUCUCCAAACUAAUGGAAGGGGUAGUUUUUGUGCUAUCUGGGUUUGUGAAUCCAGAGCGCGGUGUUCUGAGGUCGCAAAUGCUGGAAAUGGGGGCUGAAUAUCAACCUGAUUGGACACCGAAUUGCACCCUGCUCAUAUGUGCAUUUGCCAAUACUCCAAAGUUUAGGCAAGUUGAAGCUGAUGGUGGAACUGUUAUCUCAAAGGACUGGAUAUCAGAGUGUUAUAACCAAAGAAAACUUGUUGAUAUUGAGACCUACCUACUGCAUGCUGGUAAACCAUGGAGGAAGCAAAGCAUCUCUCAUGAAGUUCGAGAAGAUAUAAAACAGUCCACAUCAAGCAAAUCUUUAAAACAAGAAGAAAAGGUGCAUGUGCAUCCAAAAAAGACUACUGGCUCUUCUAAGAUGAAAGGUUGCUUUUCUCCUGCUAAAGUGAAGAAAUGGGCUGUUGAAGAUCUUAGAAGAACCAUAUCAUGGCUGGAAAUUCAAGAUGAAAAGCCGGAGCCGAGUGAGAUAAAGAAGAUAGCUUCUGAAGGAAUCCUAACUUGCUUACAGGAUGCUAUAGAUGCUCUCAAGCAAGGGCUGGGCAUCCAACAAAUAACCGAACAAUGGGCCUGCCUUCCUCGGGUGGUUGAGCAGCUGGCACAGUUAGACGGGACAGCUUUACCUAGCAAGGACGAUCUUUGUAAAGAAGCAAUGGUCUGUAAACAAAUAUAUGAGCUGGAAUUUCUCAACUUGGAGCAUGAUGAUAUUGUGGGCAAGAAACGGCCCCAAACUGAUAGGAGCAAGAAAGUUGGCAACACGAAAGAAAACGUUGCUGGAGAUGAUACCUCUUAUGACAGUGAUGCUACGGUUGAGAUGACAGAAGAAGAAAUCAAUCACGCGUACAACACCAUUGCCUGUUCUUUGUAAAUAACCGCAUGUUUAAAUAGUUGAUGAAACAAUAUGUUUAUUAAGAAACAUGCUAAGUCCCAUAUUUAUAAUUCUGUGAUAUUUAUACCCAAGCUAUUCUAUC